AAAGUGAAACAAAAAGGAUUGCAUUGCGAUACAGCCGUCAUAAAGUGGAAGCUUCCGAGUCCAUAGAAUCACCCCUACACCCUCGUUCUUCAAAGCGGAAAAAUAUCGAUCGUACGAACACCUGUUCGCGGUACAAUGGGGGAGCGCACCUGCCCAUACUACCACCACAAUCCACCGCGCCGCCGGCCGCGCGAACGUGCGCUGACCGCCUCCACGUCACGUAUCGAUCCGCUGACCACCACGCACUGGCAGGUUAUACCACCAUUACUGCUGCCCAGCAAAUCUGUUCUAAAUUCAAAAGUUCUAACGGUUUGUUCUGAUUUCAAAAACGUUGCGUUGCGUCAAAAGUGAUUUUUCCACAGGUACUUUACAAAGUGCAACCAGUUUCACGCGGUUUUAAUUCCAAAAAUAGUUUUUAAUUACAACGCAAGCACUUUAGAAUCCAAUUUUAUUAAGACGCAUUAAUGAAUUUGGUGCCGCAGCAGUUCUUUUCGUAUUUCCUAGUACUACGCGCCGUCGUACAAAGCUAACAUUGGAAAUAAUUACUUAUUAAUGUCAAUGAUUCACCGACAAUGACUCAUCGGUUUUUGCUGUUCCAGUGAUGUGAAGCGACCAUGCACAUAACCUCGGGUCUGUCGCCGGCGUCGGGCGAGAUGCUGGACACUUCUGUCCUGCAACUCUACGGGGAGGCCGGGGACCAAUGCGGCUACUUCUCCAUCGACCACGCCGUCCCCGAGUCCUCGCACACCGUGGAGAUAGAAUACGUUUACGAACAACCAGAAACCUACGCGCAAAAUGUGGAUUUAGAACCAGUAAAAGAAGAAGUACAAACAAAAAAUGUGAGGAAACCGGAGAAAAUAGUAGUUGACGAUGAACAGGAAACAGAUUUGACUAAUCUAACAUGGCUGCAGAACAUUACGAAUAUUAUGGCGAUUCCACAGUUUCCAAUACCGCCUGUGUCUCCCAGUCCUCCAAUUAAGACACCUCAGACCACGAGACUGCAGAAGUUUAACCAGACUAUAGCAAAGUGUCAAAGGGAUUUUAUGGAGAACAGAGAGGAAUAUCAGACCAAUAGCGAGAAGAAGCCGCCGUACUCGUACAGUACGCUCAUUUGCAUGGCCAUGCGGUACAACGAUGAUAAGAUGACGCUGUCGGCCAUAUACUCGUGGAUAAAGGAGAAUUUUAAAUAUUAUAGGAAUGCUGACCCCACUUGGCAGAACUCAAUAAGGCACAACCUAUCACUAAACAAAGUAUUCGUGAAAGUCGCCCGUUCGAAACAGGAGCCUGGGAAAGGUGGCUUUUGGAAACUAGACCUGGGACACCUCAAGGGGACCCAGCGUAUCUCCAACAGGUCACAUAAGAAGAAGAAGGCCGACAGUGCCAAGACAGAAACAAAUGAAGAUCGGACAGCUGUCGCGAACAUACCACAAGUUGUUCAAGGGAUAGCGACUGAUAUGGGACAUGCUGUGAGCUUACAUUUGCCUGAGUUUAUUAGUCUACCGUUGCCUGAAAUAACGUUGGACAGUCAUGUCGGAGCCAACGUGAUUGUGGAACCAGUGGCGCCCCCGCCGUUGAUACAAGAAGACGACUUGAGCUCUCUGCUCCUGAAUCCGACGGAUUGGGACGAUCUGCAGUUGGACAUGCUGGACAACUAUCUCGACUCUUGCUUCAAAUAAAGGUAAGGUGAUACUGAUGUGAAGUGAAAACAAGGGUAUUUCGACAUUUCACUUAGUCUGCGCUCCAAGGUGGUCAGUAUGCGAAACAGAGCUAAGAAAUUACAAAGAACAUCUUUCUUUUGGAUG
This is a messenger RNA of Cydia amplana, 1802 nucleotides long. RefSeq names its product forkhead box protein J1-like. The record is from RefSeq and is a predicted model, not a curated record. Gene Ontology annotation, biological process: regulation of transcription by RNA polymerase II. The transcript is spliced from 2 exons. Lineage: Eukaryota; Metazoa; Arthropoda; Insecta; Lepidoptera; Tortricidae. Gene Ontology annotation, molecular function: DNA-binding transcription factor activity, RNA polymerase II-specific; RNA polymerase II cis-regulatory region sequence-specific DNA binding. The coding region runs from base 615 to 1676 and encodes 353 amino acids.